AUGUCAGAAAAUAUAAAUCCUGUUUUUCAACACAAAAAAAGGCUCUUUUUUCUUAGAUUUUUACAAAAAAAAUCAUGGCGUUAUAGAAAAUAUAUUUGGAUAUUUUUAAGCAUUUUUUUGUUUAUUAUUUUUAUAAUUAUUAAGAAUGAAACUAUUAAUCCAGCGUUAACUUGGAAACAAAAACCGUUUGAAGAAGAAGACAUUUGGAAAAUAAAACAAGAACUUGUCAAGCAAGUUUUUCUUCAUAGCUGGAAUGGAUAUAAACAGUACGGGUGGGGAAAGGAUCAAUAUAGUCCAAUCUCAAAGAGAGGAUACAAUUCUAUUUUACCUAAUGGAGCAGGAUGGAUUAUUGUAGAUAGCUUAGAUACUUUAUAUAUUAUGGGAUUGGAUCAAGAACUACAAGAUGCUAGGAAUUGGGUUGAAUCUUCAUUAAAUUUUAACCAAGACAAAUAUAUCAGCACAUUUGAGGUAACUAUUCGUAUGUUAGGCGGGCUUCUUUCUGCAUAUUUCUUAACAAAAGAUAAUCUUUAUCUCAAUAAGGCAACUGACUUAUCUAAUCGAAUAUUAAAUGCUUUUAAUUCACCUAGUGGAAUCCCCUAUCCUAGUGUUAAUUUACGUACUGGAAAUGUAAAUGACUUUGGAGGGUAUGUUUAUGCUUCAACUGCAGAAGUUGCUACUUUGCAAUUAGAAUUUAAAUAUAUAUCAUAUUUACUAAAAAGCAAACAACAUUGGGAAAAAGCUGAAAAAGUAAUGAAGGUUAUAAAAGAUAAUAAUCUUAAAGAUGGUCUUGCACCUAUUUUUCUAGAUACUUCAAAUGGGAAAUUCCAAAAUAGUCAUAUAAGCUUGGGAUCUAGAGGAGACUCAUAUUAUGAAUAUUUAAUUAAACAAUAUUUGUUGACACAAAAACAAGAAAAAGUAUACUUGGAAAUGUUUGAAGAAGCAGUUGAAGGAAUUAAAAAACAUAUGGUAAAUUAUUCUAAACCAUCAGGACUUACAUUCGUAGCAGAACUGCCGAAUGGAAUUGGCAAUUAUAUUUCUCCUAAAAUGGACCACCUAGCAUGCUUUUUAGGAGCAACACUUGCUUUAGGAGUAACAAAAGGACUAGAUCUUAAAACAAAAAAGCAGCAAAAUUGGACAGAGCAGCAUGAAAGUACUUUUAAACUCUCGGAAGAAUUAACUAGAACAUGUUUCGAAAUGUACAAUGUGACUGCAUCUAAACUUUCGCCAGAAAUUGUAUAUUUUAAUCUUGAAGAUAAAAAUAAAGAAGAUAUUAUCAUUCAUAAUUUAGAUAAAUAUAAUGUUCAGCGUCCUGAAACUAUUGAAAGUCUUUUUGUUUUAUGGAGAAUUACUAAAAAUAUAACUUAUCGAGAAUGGGGAUGGAAAAUUUUUGAAGCAUUUAAAGAAUACACUAAAGUAGAUGGAGGAUAUACAUCUGUACAAGACGUUUUAGUAAACCCUCCAAUUCUAGGAGAUAAUAUGGAAAGUUUUUGGCUAGCAGAAACCCUAAAAUACUUUUAUUUAUUGUUUAGUCCAGAUGAUGUCCUUCCUUUAGACAAAAUCGUCUUUAAUACUGAAGCACAUCCUUUUCCUACAUUUGAUCUACAAUCAUUAGGCUUUAAUACUAGCUGGAAAUAAUAUACUAGAUAAUUUUUAAAUCUAACCAAAUGUUUUUCUAACUAUUGUAUUUUAAUAUUAAUACUUAAAAGGCUACAAACAAUUU
Messenger RNA from Pneumocystis murina B123, 1720 nucleotides. RefSeq lists its product as hypothetical. The record is from RefSeq and is a predicted model, not a curated record. The transcript has 4 exons. Gene Ontology annotation, cellular component: membrane; endoplasmic reticulum. Gene Ontology annotation, molecular function: mannosyl-oligosaccharide 1,2-alpha-mannosidase activity; calcium ion binding. The coding region runs from base 1 to 1635 and encodes 544 amino acids. Gene Ontology annotation, biological process: N-glycan processing; carbohydrate metabolic process. Lineage: Eukaryota; Fungi; Ascomycota; Pneumocystomycetes; Pneumocystales; Pneumocystaceae.